CUGGAGUUAAAGCCCAAUCUGCUGGAAAGAUCACUGAGAGUAACAUUCCUCUGUUUAUAGAGACCAAAGCUGAGAUGAUACAGGAUGAGAUGAAAACUCUUGAAGAUAAGACUAACCUUCUUCUUGAUGACCUUGUUGUUGGAAGUAGCUCAAAGAUAUUUCAGCCUGAUGAGAAUAAAGAUAGUUGUGAUGGAUCCUUUUCCCCAAAUGUUUGUAAAAUAGAUGAAAAGAAAUCAAGCACAGGUGAAGAUAUCGAGGACCUUAAUAACGUUAGCAAGAACUUGAACAGGAUUAAUCAGGACACUUAUCUGCUUGAUCCAGAAGGAAACCAGCUAACUCCUGAAGAAAGGAAGGUUGCUAAUCAUGUGUAUGAUAUUUUACAAUGGUCAUGAAUUGACAACCAUAAAUCAUUUAACUUAACACCAAAGGAUACGCUAGAUAUAGAAUUGAUCAAUCCUAACAUCAGGGAUACUUUAUCAUCAUUAGGGUCAAUUAAAUGUAAAGAUCCAGAAAAGGUGUUUAAGCCUCCAAGAAGCAUUAUUUACCAAGACAAGGAAUAUCUCUUUCAUAAAUUUUCAGGUAAAAACUUUGCCUUUGUCAAGUAUAAGUGAGUGGAUUAUCAUAGAUGAAGAGGCUCGAUAAAGAUGAGUUCAAUAGAUCCUCUCAAGCCGGUUGAGCUUAUUAGACCUCAUGUCUCCGAUUGAAGAUCAGAUAGUUUUGGAUGGAAAAGUCAAGAGUCAUUGCCAAAGUAUUAUGAAGUUCAAGAGAAGUAUAAUUUCAUAGUAGAUUAUGAGAUAGCUCAAGCAGCAGAUACAACUGAGCAUCCAAAUAGCAUUAUCAAAAGAUUGGAAUUAAAAGCAAAGGAUAUGGCUAUAGAAGAAGGAACUUAUAUUUUCCCUCCAGAUAGAAUCAAUUUCAUGAAAGCUCUAAAGCGAGAACGUCACAAACUUCUUUACCACCCAAACCUAUGCUUCACUAAAAACAAAGAAAAAUUCCUCCGCUUCACCUACAGCAUCAACGACGAAAACGAGAUAAUGCAGCAAUGAAUCCUCUGGAUCUCCGACAGUAAGCUAAAACUCCUCAACAGCUUCCCCCAAUCCUUCAUCUCCCUCUCCUACACCAAGAUCCCUUCCUCCUUCCAAGUCCUGCUCACAAUCCUGACCUACUGCAAGACCACCCAUCUCUUCCACCCCUGCGCCUUCAGCCUGCUCACCACAGACAGCUGUCCCGCCCUCUACACCCACUUAUUCACAUACCUCUCCCAAUCCCUCUCCUUCCCCCCCUCUACCCUGACCCUCCCCCUCCACUCAACCCUCGUCCCCACCCUAAAACCCCUCUUCCCCUCCACCCUCCUCAUCGGCUGCUUCCACUCCCUCCUGCACAAACUCUACACCUACACCCAAAUUUCCCACUACAAAACCCAUCCACACCUAAAAUCCUUCUUCGCUUGCGUACAAAAAUCCCAUUUCCGCUACAGUUCCCUUAAGAAAUCCCUAGCUUUCACCAAAAGUUCACUAGAAAACACCGGAAAUUCCGGUGUUUUCAGUGAACUUUUUGGGGAAUUUAGGAAAAUUGUAGGGGAAUUUGGGGAAAUUUUGGAUUAUUCAGUGGUGAAGCGGGUCAGUUGUGAGAUGGGAGAGAGAGUGGAGAGGACAGGAGGGGAGAUUAGGGAGUUUGUGAAGGGGAUAAUGGAUGUGGAAGGGGUCCAGGAGGGGGAAGUGGGGGUUAAGUGGGAGGAGUGGGGGAAGGAGAGGAUGGAAGUGGAGAGAAGAGCGAAGGAGAGAGCGGAUAUGGUGCUUUUGGAUAGUGAUGUGGAGAUUGAUCCCCCGCUGAGGCAUUAUCAUUGUAGGGGGAGAAAGCCGUUGAUGAAUUUGUUGGUGGAGAAGAAUGUGAUAGGGGAGUUUGGAAGGAAGAGGAGAGAGGAUGCAGGAAAAGCAAGAGCGAUGGAGAAAAUUGAGUAUGAAAAUAGGUAUCCCGUUCCGGUUGACGGGAAAUUGUUCCUUGUGCAUAAGGUAGCCAGGAAAAGAAUACUCAGACAGAGAGUUGAUAAUACUCCAACUAUAAAAGAUGAACCUUCAAUAUAAUUUCUUUCUAAA
Moneuplotes crassus is the source of this 2096-nucleotide messenger RNA. The record is from the annotation of a GenBank genome assembly. NCBI's taxonomy places the organism in Eukaryota, Ciliophora, Spirotrichea, Euplotida, Euplotidae.